UCCUUGCAUUGAAAAGUCUAUGAAUGUAUAAUGUUUGUUUUGGUUUAGUUUUGAAUUUGUUGAAUGAAGAAUAUAUGCCUACCUACGUAGAAAAGGGAUUACAUUUCAAUUCAGGUUAUCGUAUCAUCACUUAUGAACACCAAAACCUGUUUGAUAUUAAUUAAUGAUGCUGAACAGAAAUUAAAAAAAUAUGUAGCACACAAAACAUCUAUGAAUAUGGUGCAAGCAAAACUAAAAUAUUUGAUAAUAACAACAAUUGCCAUCAGUGCAGUUUCAGUUCUGUAUCUUUACAGUUCGACACAGGAGGAAGUUUACAUAAAAAUAAUCGACAAUGUUGAAUAUCAAAAGAAAGAGCAGGCCCAACAUUCUCAAAGCGAAAAGUUAUUCGAUAUAGAUAACUUCCACUACAUUCAACACAACUCGAAUACUUGCAAAGGCGACACCAGCAUAAAAGCGAUAUUUCUGGUCACUUCAUACUUUGGAAACGUGGAAACUAGAAGUGCCAUGCGCAGAGCCUUUUCCUCAGAAGAUCUGAAACACCUGAACUUCCGUAGGGUGUUUUUGCUGGGUAGAGCCCCCUCCGAUAAAUAUACUAGUCAGAAAUCUGUUGCAGAUGAAGGUCAACGUUUUGGAGACUUGAUCCAAGGAAACUUUAUCGAAGCUUACAAAAACUUGACCUACAAACAUGUAAUGGGUUUGAAAUGGGCUUCAAAGUUCUGUUCUAGUGCCAAGUAUAUCGUGAAAAUGGAUGACGAUAUCGUUGUAAAUAUCGAGAAAGUUACUGAAAUUCUAGAUUCCUUGAAAAUGCCCAGCAGAAAAAAUGUUAUUGCCGGUUAUAUUUUGAGGAAUAUGCAACCGAUUCGUGAACCUGCGAAUAAGUGGUAUGUCACUGCAGAAGAGUAUAAUUCUUCCAGCUAUCCCCCAUUUGUGUCCGGAUGGUUUUACGUGACAACACCUGAAACGGCAGCAAACCUAGUCAAACUUUCCAAAACUAACAAGUAUUUCUGGAUCGAUGAUACCUACGUUACGGGUAUUUUGGCCAAUCAGCUCAAAAUAAGGCACUUCGAUAUUGGGAAAUACUUCGCAGUCCAUUCCGAGUAUAUGGAGUGCUGCCUAGACGACAUAAGAAUAAGGAACUUGAAGUGCGAUUAUCUGAUAGGCCCCAAUGGUGGCAACAAUAAUUUAUUUUAUGAGUUCAAUAAUGCUGUCAGCAUUUGCAACUUGAAUUUGUGCAAGGAUAGGAUGAGGCCCUUGAACGAGACUUGUGUGUCUAAGAAGGUGCAUAGUUUGGGUAAAGGGAAAGCAUCUAUACGAAAUUAUAAAUUGCAUUGAAUGGGAUGUAGUUGGGGAAAUACUAAUCACCGUACUGAUGAAUGAGGCCUUACUAAACAGUGCUUUGUUCAACAAAAGCAGAGCUAACAAACUUAUAACAUUGAAUCUCGACAAUGAAUUUAACGAUAUAGUAUUGAAAAAUGUGUAUUAUCUUGAAUAUAUAUUUUGUUAUGUUGUUAAUAUUAUACUUGAAUAAAUAUUUUUAC
Leptinotarsa decemlineata (Colorado potato beetle) is the source of this 1538-nucleotide messenger RNA. Its product is annotated as beta-1,3-galactosyltransferase 1. The record is from RefSeq and is a predicted model, not a curated record. Lineage: Eukaryota; Metazoa; Arthropoda; Insecta; Coleoptera; Chrysomelidae. Gene Ontology annotation, biological process: protein O-linked glycosylation. Gene Ontology annotation, molecular function: hexosyltransferase activity. Gene Ontology annotation, cellular component: Golgi membrane.